This is a messenger RNA of Acyrthosiphon pisum (pea aphid), 441 nucleotides long. RefSeq lists its product as uncharacterized. The transcript is spliced from 4 exons. The record is from RefSeq and is a predicted model, not a curated record. The coding region runs from base 1 to 441 and encodes 146 amino acids. Lineage: Eukaryota; Metazoa; Arthropoda; Insecta; Hemiptera; Aphididae.
AUGAUUGACUUUGAGACUGGCCUACAUCAAGCUUUUGUAGACACAUAUCCAGAAGCACACGUGUAUUCAUGCUGGUUCCAUUAUGUGCAGAGUUUACAAAAAAACAUUAAGAAAAUGGGCUACUCCCGUUAUAUACAGCAGAAUAGAGAGGCAAAAAUGUGCCUAAAAAUGUGUUCAGUUUUGGCUUUAUUACCUGCACAUCAAAUCGAAAUGGGGUUUCAAGAAAUCAAAAAUCAUGCUCAAAAUUAUGGAGUAUUAUUACCAAGAUUUUUCACUUAUAUGUCUAGUUUUUGGCUCACCAGAAAAGGUCCCGAGUGUUUCUCGGUGUACGGACAACCUCGCCGUACUAACAAUAAUGUUGAGAGUUUUCACUCCACUCUCCAGCAAACUUUUCAAGUUGCCCACCCAAAUUUAUGGAAAAUGCUUGAACCUAAGAAAUAA